This is a messenger RNA of Trypanosoma theileri, 699 nucleotides long. RefSeq lists its product as uncharacterized. The transcript has a single exon. The annotation marks the transcript as partial. NCBI's taxonomy places the organism in Eukaryota, Euglenozoa, Kinetoplastea, Trypanosomatida, Trypanosomatidae. The record is from RefSeq and is a predicted model, not a curated record.
AUGAUGAUGAUGCGCCGUGUGAUGUGUGUGUUGGCCGUUGUGCUGUGCUGUGCCUGCGGGUAUACCAUGGCGGCUGCUACUGCUGCUGAUAAUGCUGGACAGCCAAAGGCAGUGAUGGCUUUUGUUGAUGAUGCUGCUAUUACUACUAGUGGAAGUGAAGGUGGUGGUGUCUUUACAACUCUCUUGUAUGAUAGGGCUGGAACUGUGUCACCCUCUACUGUAAGUUCUAAUUCUGAUACCAGAAGUGGUUCUAUUGGGACACAAGAACCGGCUACACGCGAAGGACCAGUUCAGCCGUUACUGGAAGAGGGUCGUACCCAAGAAACACUCUCUACANAGUGGCUUACAUGCGGUGCGGGCAGCCGUGUGUCUGCAUGUGGGAAGUACGCAGACCUCUGCCGCCAGCGUACCGCAAGAACAGCAGCAACAACAAGAACAACAACCACCGCUGCUACUACUACAACUGCUGGACAGCCAAAGGCGGAGAUGGCUUUUUUUGGUAUUACUUGGAAUUAUCCUCGUUACUAUAAUGAGUCGGCUGAGGACGUGAAAAAAAAGAAAAAGGUGAUGGCGAGUUCGAAUUCUGCGGGAUUCGAAGAUUUUCUUGUAAAAGCAAGUCAUGAUCAUUAUUGUGAUAAGUACCCCUAUUCUACUAUUGAUGGUGUACCGUGUUGGAAGAGGAAAUUACUUGAGACGAGU